Messenger RNA from Hermetia illucens (black soldier fly), 3608 nucleotides. RefSeq names its product metastasis-associated protein MTA3 (gene MTA1-like). Gene Ontology annotation, cellular component: NuRD complex; nucleoplasm. The record is from RefSeq and is a predicted model, not a curated record. Gene Ontology annotation, biological process: negative regulation of transcription by RNA polymerase II. NCBI's taxonomy places the organism in Eukaryota, Metazoa, Arthropoda, Insecta, Diptera, Stratiomyidae. The transcript has 13 exons. Gene Ontology annotation, molecular function: sequence-specific DNA binding; transcription coactivator activity; transcription corepressor activity. The coding region runs from base 215 to 2650 and encodes 811 amino acids.
CAAGUUUUCGCCCAUGGCGAGUAGAGAAAGAAGUGUUGAAAAUAAAGAUGGCGAAGAAUUAUUUAUCGCGUCUUGUGUGAUUGUGUUAAAUGAAAACAUCGUGAAAGUGCUAAUAAAUGUCGAUAGUCAGUAAUGUUUAUGGAACUGCGAAUCGUCGCGAGUAGUUUUGACGUGAUAACUAGUGAAUCGUGUUGUUAUUGAAAGAGCGCCGAACAUGUCUACGCAUAUGUACCGCGUCGGAGAUUAUGUUUACUUUGAGACAUCUUCGGCUGCUCCUUAUCAAAUUCGUCGCAUAGAAGAACUGAACAAAACACCAUCAGGAAAUGUGGAGGCGAAAGUUAUGUGCUUUUAUAGGCGGCGAGAUCUACCGAACCACCUCAUUCAGCUGGCCGAUAAGCACCAAAUGUCUACAUCCGAUGAUCCUUCAGUUACUAUGAAAUUGAAGAAAGCAUGGCUAAGAACGCCAGUCGGAGAUGAACAAUUAGCUCAACCUAUUGUAGAUCCCCUGAUAGCGCCUAUAGACGAAGAGCGUACGAGUCCGAACGGUUCUAUAGGAUCAAAUAGCGACAAGGGCGAAAUAUUAAACACGAAACAACGUCACCAAGUCAAACAUCGAGAAUUGUUUUUAUCGCGCCAAGUCGAAACACUGCCCGCAACACAUAUUCGUGGAAAGUGUUCGGUGACGCUUCUGAACGAAACGGAGUCAUUAACUAGUUAUCUGAACAAAGAAGAUACGUUUUUCUAUUGUUUAGUGUUCGAUCCGAAUCAAAGAACGUUAUUAGCUGAUAAGGGUGAAAUUCGCGUGGGAAAUCGCUACCAAACAGAAAUAACGCCUUUACUAAAAGAAAACGAAUCGGAUGGCCGUGAUAUAGAAAAUUUAGAGACAUUAGUAUGGACACCAAAUCAUUCGCUUAGCGAUCGAAAAAUUGAUCAAUUUCUGGUAGUGUCAAGAUCAGUUGGUACAUUUGCCAGAGCAUUAGACUGUAGUAGUUCAGUAAAACAGCCUUCGCUUCACAUGUCAGCGGCAGCUGCGAGUAGAGAUAUAACUUUGUUUCAUGCCAUGGAUACUUUGCACAAGCAUAAUUAUUCUGUCGAGGAGGCAAUGUGUGCGCUGGUGCCGUCAAGUGGACCUGUACUGUGUCGCGACGAAAUGGAAGAGUGGAGUGCAUCGGAAGCUAAUCUGUUUGAAGAGGCUUUAGAUAAGUAUGGAAAGGAUUUCAAUGACAUACGCCAGGACUUUCUUCCGUGGAAAACGCUAAAGAACAUUGUUGAAUAUUACUACAUGUGGAAAACAACGGAUCGAUAUGUACAGCAAAAGCGAGUGAAAGCAGUGGAAGCGGAAUCGAAACUGAAACAAGUUUAUAUUCCGAAUUACACGAAAAAUGCCCCGCCAGCUGUCAACGCGCCAAAAGGAAUGUACAAUGGAAACUCAAAUCUGAAUGGGGGCGGCGAUCCGAUCUGUUUAAGUUCGAGCGGUAAGCCUUGUGAAUCUUGUUCCACAAUGCAAUCGCCACAGUGGUACACGUGGGGUCCAGCGAAUUUGAACUAUCGACUUUGUCAUAAUUGCUGGCAUUAUUGGAAGAAAUAUGGCGGUCUAAAGACAGCAUCACGACUUAUCGAAGGUGACGCGGAAAUACUGAAAAAGAAAGCCGCUGGGGAGGUAGAAGAUGAAAAAUUAAACGAAAUGUCGAAUCGACAACAGCAUAGGUGUGUAAGUUGCGGAAAAGAUUUUAAAUUAAAAAUUCAUUUAGCUCGACAUUAUGCUCAAGCGCACGGUAUAGCUAUAAGAUCAGGAUCUCCAAGGCCAAUAAUGAAAACUAGAACAGCUUUCUAUUUGCACACAACGUCCGCAACUCGUUUAGCUCGUCGUCUUUGUAAACAUAUUAUCAAACCGAGAAAGGCUUCACGCCAACCAUGUUACGCUAUCAAUAUUCAGGCUGUUAAGCAAGAAUUUUCUACCCAUAUGACUGGGAAGGUUCAAACGGAUAUGCAACAUAUGCUUUCGCUAAAGAAAAAGGAUCGCGGCAGUGUGACCAGAAUAGCUAAUCGUCUUGGUAAUCCGGGACCUGGACCAAAUGAAUGGUUGGUGCUGACGUUGAAGGAAAACCUUCCGAAGCCGGAAAAAAUUGCAUUUCCCAAACCACCGACAGCAGCUGACGGAAGUUUAGUUUAUGAACGAGUCCCCAAUAAAUUAGACGUUGAGAAGGAGAACACAGUAAACGCACCUACUGCCAAGAAAAGAACCUACGAUGAAACAAAUGGUACCGAGGGUUCACCAAUAACUUGUCCACCGACCAAACGACCAAACAAAGAUCCAAUGCCAUCUCAUCGACCGAGCCCUGAACAAUAUGCUGCAAUGAUGGCGGCGGCAGCAGCUGCUGGUCAGCCACUGCCAAGGCAUCACCUUAAUGGAAAACCGAAAAUAGCACAAAUGGCCAGAAGUGGAUCUGGUAGAAAACAGGUAAUAAGUUGGAUGGAUGCACCAGAUGACGUUUAUUUUAGAGCGACAGAGUCGAGCCGGAAAGCACGUAAAGCCUUAUCACUGGCUGAAUUAAGACGUGCUGCUCGAAAACCUUGGAGAAAUCUGCCUGUGGCGAUUCCGCCAAUAGUAUCUGCUCCCAGUGAUUUGCAGGUUGUGAUAUUAGACUGACCCGAACCUCAGCCGCACCCAUACACAAUGGAUGCCCUUUUGAAUACCUGAAAAAAAGCACAUUUUAGUGAUUAAUAUCCGGGAUAGUGUUUAAUUUUUUAUAUAUAAUAUAAAUGUAUUUAUUUAAAUUAAAUAGUACUUAUCUCCAUAACUAGCUUGUUUUCCACGCCGGCCAAAUGUUUGAGUUGAUAGUUGAAUUCUUUGCGUUAACGCUGAAGAACUCCACUGAAUUUCCAAUAGCAAUACAGUUACUUGCUUAAGCGGCUUCGAUUGACUACCAGCGGCCUGCCAGCGUGCAAUUGUUCCCUCGGUAGAAGAUUGCAAUUAUCAAUUUAACCACAUUUGCUGUGAAGCUAAUCAGAUACAUAACAGUGCGGUUAAUACAAAAGUCAACCUCUUGGUAAUCUAAUCGUCAAGGAAUUUCGGUUAACAAUAUCAAUUUUAACAUACACAACAUGAAAAACACAAAAAAAAAAAUAAGAAACAUUUUUUACAUAAUCUUACCCGUAAAUUACACAUAGGACUUUGUUUCUCGUAUGAAUCGAACUAAAACUACGUAAAUAUACAUAUAAAAAUUUGAAACAGCAUUAAUUGUAUUAAAAGAGAAAUGUGUAAUGGAAGGAGGAAAAUGGAUUCAUAUUGAAUUUAUUUUUAAAUGAAGCAUAUUUAGGUCAAACUUAAUUUUAAAAAUUUUGUAAAGAGUUAUCAGCAAGAAAUUAUAGUCAUUUUAGUGUACAAGUCAAACUUUCUUAAACUGUACAGAUCUACUGGAUAAUAUUAUUCGUAAUAUUAAACUUAGAGAGAGGGUUCUUGAGAGAAUUGGUUAAGGAUGAGAACCAGCAACAGAAAAUAAAUUUAGCAAUAAAAUAUGUUUUAUAAAUACUAGCUUUAAGAUGUUUAGAUAAUAUUUUAAAGUCUUUAAUGUAAAAAAGGAAAUAAUAUAAUGUUUAAACUCCAA